AUGGACGAACCACCACAUCAUCCACUUGCAACAAGUCCUCCCAUUACUGCUGAUUACACCUUUCAUGAUACAACAUCAACACAACCUCAUCCACCAUCCACACCUCAGCCAGUAACAGAAAGUAGAGCCUUUUAUCGUGGACGUUCAAAAUCCUAUGGAUGGACCAUGGCAGGUUUACCGCCUCGUUUACCCGUUGAUUAUCAAUUUGGUGCCAUUGAUACACCCACAACACAUGCCAACCAUGUCCCUUACAAGGCACGCUCUUGGGAACCCACGCUAGAACAAGCCAUCAAGGCGAUCGUAUCCAUUAAAGCAAAUCAUGUGCGCAGCUUUGAUACUGAAACAUCAGGUGGAUAUACUGCAACGGGUUUCAUUGUCGACGCUUCUCGUGGCAUCAUCCUCACCAAUCGCCAUGUCGUUUCACCUGCUCCCAUUGUCGCUCAAGCAGUGCUGACUAAUUAUGAAGAAGUCGAUCUCAAACCAGUGUACAGAGACCCUGUUCAUGAUUUUGGAUUUAUGCAGUUUGAUCCAAGCAAGGUCAAGUUUAUGGAAUUGCACGAGAUACAACUUAGCCCUGAGCGUGCCAAAGUGGGCUUGGAUAUCCGCGUCGUUGGAAAUGAUGCAGGAGAGAAAUUGAGUAUCUUGGCUGGUACAUUAGCACGUUUGGAUCGUCGAGCCCCUGAAUAUGGCGUUGGCGAAUACAAUGACUUCAACACAUUCUAUUUGCAAGCUGCAUCUGGUACAAGUGGUGGAUCAUCGGGUAGUCCUGUACUUGAUAUUGAUGGCCAUGCUGUGGCGCUGAAUGCCGGUGGAGCAAGCCGUGCCUCAUCAAGCUAUUAUUUGCCUUUGGAUCGUGUGAAGCGUGCAUUGGGCUAUAUUCAACAAGGCAAGACCGUUCCACGUGGCACGUUGCAAACCGAAUUUGAAUACCUUCCUUACAAUGAGGUGCGUCGUCUUGGUCUCAAGGCACAAAUGGAGGAAAAAGUGCGUACAAGAUUCCCAGAGGAAACGGGCAUGCUCGUUGUCAAAUCACUCCUUCCCAAAGGACCCGCUGAUACCAAACUUGUUCCUGGUGAUAUCGUGAUUGGAUGUAAUGGACAUAUGGUGCCCCAUUUUAUUGCAUUGUAUCAAAUCUUGGAUGAUUCAGUGGGUGAUCAAAUCAAGUUGACGAUUUCGCGUGGCAAAAAGGUGAUGGAUGUGGAGUUGACGGUGCAGGAUUUACAUUCCAUCACACCGGAUCGCUUUGUCGAAGUGGGUGGUGGCAUUGUGCAUGAAUUAUCCUAUCAGCUGGCCAAGUCUUAUUCUCAACCAGUGGGUGGUGUUUACGUUGCUACAUCGGGUCACAUGUUGGCAAGUGCAAGUGCCUGGCGUAAGAGUAUCAUUGUCGCUGUCAAUAACAUACCCACUCCCAAUUUGGAUGCAUUCAUUGAUGCCAUGCAAACACUGCCUGAUGGUGCACGCGUACCACUAAGAUUUUAUCCAUUGCAUAAGCCAUACAAGGAUAAGGUGAUGGUCAUGAAUGUGGAUCGACACUGGCACAAGUUUCGAUUAGCAGUGAGGAAUGAUUUGACAGGCUUUUGGGAGUAUACGGAUAUGCCACCUCCACCCUUGUCACCACCGCCAUACAAACCAGCCACCGCCUCUUUACCACCUGUGGAUGCAUCAGCCAAUUCUCUCACUGCAAAGUUACUACCAUCCUUUGUUGCUAUUGAUUUCUUCUUGCCUUAUCUGGUCGAUGGAAUGAAGGCUACCCAAUUCUAUGGCCCUGGAUUUAUCGUCUCCACGGAUCCUCCUUUGAUUGUGUGUGACCGUGAUACAGUGCCUAUCAGCGUGGGUGAUAUUGAGAUCACCUUUGCCAACAGCAUCAUUAUCCCUGGCAAGCUCUUAUUCCUUCAUCCGUUCUACAACUUUGUUGUCUUGACGUAUGACCCAGCUCUGAUUGGUGAUACACCUGUGAAGCCCAUUCAAUUUGCAAAGGAGGAUGUUCAGCUAAGCCAAGGAGAUGAGGUCUACUUUACCAGCGUGGCAACCGAUAAUCAGAUUUCGACCAAGAAAGCAACCGUUAGCAGUGUAUCCAAUAUCGGCACACGAGAAUGUUCGCCACCACGAUGGCGUGCCAUGAAUGUUGAAGGCAUCAAAGUGGAUGACGCUAUCAAUUCUUCAUCGCAGGGUGGCCUUUUUACCGAUACUGAUGGAAAUGUCUAUGGACUAUGGGUCAGCUACUCGACACAAAAUGAAAAGGGAAAGGAUAUGGCAUUCAUGUCAGGUUUACCUGCAUCUUUGGUACGACCUACUCUGGAACGAUUUGUGCAGCAAUACAAGGAGGGAACAGAAAACCAACAACAUGUCGUCUUUAAAGGCUUGGAUGUGGAAAUGUGGACCAUGCGACUUGCAGCAGCACGUACACUGGGAUUGAGUGAUGAAUGGGUGCGCAAAGUUGAACAAAGUGGGAGUACACGCCAUUCCUUGCCCUACAUUAUCAAUAUUCUCGAUGAACGCAGCCCAUCCGCCAAGGCACUCAAAGUCGGCGAUGUUGUACUUAGUAUCAAUGAUCAAUUGGUAACGCGUUUGGCGGAUUUGACCAAAGUCAUUCAUGCUACGGAUGAUACAGUGGAUAUGGUGAUAUUGCGUAACGGCAAGGAGAUGGAUGUCAAGGUUCCCAUGAGCGAGUUUAGUGAUUAUGAGACUACACGUGUGAUCCAUUGGCAAGGUGCUCUUAUCCAAACGCCUUACAAGGCGGUCCUUGAACAAGUUCGCAAUGUGCCUGAUGGUGUUUAUGUAUCUUGUACGCUUUAUGGUUCUCCUGCCUCCAAUGUAUUACGACCUGGUGUUUGGAUUGUGGAAGUGAAUGGCCAACCUGUGCACGACCUUGAUUCGUUUUUAAAGGUGGUUCAUGCGCAUGAAACUGAAAUGCUCCGACGUCGACGUCCUUCCUAUGUACCCCCAGUGCAACGCAAGAACGCUCCAUUGGUAGAUGAUGGCAAAAACAUGACACUGGAGCAAAUGGUGCAAGAGAAUGAAGAUGAUGAAGAUGAUGAUAAUGACGAAGGCUACAUUCGCAUCAAGACCAUCAGUCGCAAUGAAACGGUCCGGGUGGCGGCACUUAAAUUAGACUUGCAUUAUUGGGAUACUUGGCAGCUUGUCAAGGAUGAUGCCUCCAUUUGUGGUUGGAAAUGCAUUGAAGCAUAG
Molecule: messenger RNA, 3189 nt
Organism: Lichtheimia ornata
Lineage: Eukaryota; Fungi; Mucoromycota; Mucoromycetes; Mucorales; Lichtheimiaceae
Exons: 7
Coding region: 1-3189 (1062 amino acids)
Biological process (GO): proteolysis
Molecular function (GO): serine-type endopeptidase activity; protein binding
Source: RefSeq, a predicted model, not a curated record